GUCUUUGAGAAGAGCUGUGCGGGCUGUCACAGUGGAGGGGGCAACAUCAUCAGGCGGGACGCCACCCUGCAGCUGGGCGACCUCGAAAAGUAUGGGGUGGCUGACACACAGGCGUUGUACACCGUCAUCUACGGCGGGCGGGGUAGCAUGCCCGGGUUUGGCCUGGAUUGCGCUCCCAAGGGCGCCUGCACCUUUGGCCCCCGUCUGGCGGACGAGGAAAUCAAGGCGCUUGCCGAGUUUGUGCUGAGCAGCGCUCAGAGUGGGUGG
This is a messenger RNA of Chlorella variabilis, 267 nucleotides long. RefSeq lists its product as hypothetical. NCBI's taxonomy places the organism in Eukaryota, Viridiplantae, Chlorophyta, Trebouxiophyceae, Chlorellales, Chlorellaceae. Gene Ontology annotation, molecular function: heme binding; electron transfer activity; iron ion binding. The record is from RefSeq and is a predicted model, not a curated record. The annotation marks the transcript as partial. The transcript has 4 exons.